GUCAGUUGUGUACUCUGUAUACAUAGGCGGCCGGUUCCUACGUGUUUUGCGGUCUGAAGGUGAACUUUAUGGUUUAUGGGCGUGUAGUCUGAUUUUUAGUAACGUUUGGUAAACAUCGCACAACAUGGCUUUGCAAGUGGAUCCGGCAUUCCGAGAUGCAGGGAAGAAAGAAGGCUUAAAAAUAUGGAGGAUAGAGAACAUGAAGGUGGUUAGCUGGCCAGAAAAGGACUACGGUCACUUCUUCCAGGGAGACUCCUAUAUUGUCCUUCAUACUCGCAAGGUUGGAAGUGGUUUUGAAUGGAAUAUUCACUUCUGGCUAGGCCGAGAAACAUCUAAUGAUGAAGCCGGUGUGGCAGCAUAUAAAACAGUUGAGUUAGAUGAUCAUCUUGGAGGAAGUCCUGUUCAACAUCGUGAGGUUCAAGAACAUGAAGGCCAACUUUUUAUCUCAUACUUCAAAAAAGGUAUCCGCUAUCAAACUGGAGGAAUCAAGUCUGGCUUCAAACAUGUUGACCGCACCAAAUUUGAGAAGAGACUCCUGAAGGUGAAAGGGAAGAGGAAUGUCCGUGUUAUACCAGUUGCUCUGGAGUGGGCAUCUCUGAAUCAAGGAGAUGUCUUUAUUCUGGAUUUAGGUCAACAAAUCUUCGUUUGGCAUGGAACUGAGAGCAACAGGAAGGAGAAAAUGAAGGGUAUUGAGGUUGCCCAGAGUAUUCGAGAUGAUGAAAGAGGUGGCAGGGCCCACAUCGAAGUAUUAAACGGAGCCCAGAAGGAAAUAAACCCAGUUGCCCUUGCUGCUCUUGGGGGCCAGAAAGGAUCUAUUGCUUCUGCUAGUGCUGGGGGUGAUGAUGAGAAGUUCUCAAGGAAGCUUCAAGCCAACACCAAGCUCUACAAGGUUACUGAUGAGUCUGGCUCACUGGUUGUCACGGAGAUUGGCGGACCACCACUCAGUCAAGAUUCACUCAACUCAAAGGAUUGUUUCAUCGUCGAUCAAGGCCCUUCAGGAAUCUUUGUAUGGAAGGGGAAGGGGGCAACAAAGAAUGAGAAAGAUAGGGCUUUCAAGAACGCCUUGGGUUUUAUCAAGGCUAAGAAAUACCCAUCUCACACACCGGUUACCACGGUGAUAGAGAACGGGGAGCCUGCUCAGUUUAAGGCAAUCUUCAAGAACUGGAGGGACAAAGGAGAUGUCACAGGUCCAGGAAAGACAUACAGUGUUGGACGAGGCAUUGCUCGAGUACAGCAAAAGAAAUUUGACGCAAGUACACUCCACCAGGUCAAAACCUCUGACCUUGAAUCUGACCCUGCAAUGGCUGCUCAACUAAAGAUGUUUGAUGCUGGUGAUGGAAAAAUUGAGAUCUGGCGUGUUGAAAACUUUGAUCUUCAUCCACUGGAAAAGCAGUUGUACGGCCAAUUCUUUGGUGGGGAUUCUUACGUAAUCUUGUACACGUACCGUCAACGAGGGCGAGAACAAUACAUCAUCUAUUAUUGGCUGGGCCGUGAGUCAUCAAAAGAUGAAAUGGGAACAGCAGCUCUAAAAGCGACGGAAAUGGAUGACAAAUAUGGUGGAGCACCAGUUCAGGUUCGCUGCGUGAUGGGUAAAGAACCUCCACAUUUCUCUAGUCUAUUCAAGGGUAAACUUAUCAUACAUAAGGGUGGCAAAGCUAGUGGAUUCAAAAAUUCUUCAGAAAAAGACAAAAGUUACACUGGUGGUUGUAGAGUAUUCCAAGUUAAAGGAACCAAUGAAUUCAACACAAGAGCCGUAGAGGUACCAGCAAAGGCUUCCUCUCUCAACUCCAAUGACAUUUUUGUCAUUCAGAACAAAAAGCAAGUCUUCCUGUGGUGUGGUAAGGGAGGCAGUGGUGAUGAGCGACAGUUGUCUAAAAAUAUUGCAAAAACUAUUUCUCCAGUUGGUGACUUUACAAUGGUACCAGAAGGACAAGAACCAUCUGACCUCUGGACCAUCCUUGGCGGCAAGAGCACUUAUGCAUCAGACAAAGUAUUUGGAGAUGAAAUCCCAACCCACCCAGCUAGACUUUUCCAGUGCUCAAAUGCUUCAGGAAACUUCACCGUUGAGGAGAUUCACAACUUUGUUCAAGAUGAUUUAAUUGAAGAUGAUGUGAUGAUGUUGGACACAUAUGAUGAGCUUUUUAUAUGGAUUGGGAAAGGAGCGAAUGAAACAGAGAAGAAAGAAGUAAUGAAGACAGCCAAAGAGUACAUACAGACUGACCCAAGUGGACGUAAAGACGACUCAGUUUUACUUAUCACAGUCAAGCAAGGAUACGAACCAAUCAACUUCACUGGACACUUCAUGGCCUGGGAUGAUAACAUGUUUGAUGGGUCAAUGUCACUUGAUGAAAAGGUUAACCAGCUGAAUAAAGAAAAUUCCGGAAUUACUAUCACCAAACUUACUGAGGCUGACUUCAAAGUACCAGCAGUGGAAGAUGACCCAAGUACAUUGCCUAAUUAUUCAUUAGCUCAACUGAAACUGGAUGAAUUGCCAGAUGGUGUUGACCCAACAAAGAAAGAGCUUUAUUUGUCAGAAGAGGAUUUUAAGACUCAUUUUGGAAUGGAGUAUGAGAAAUUCAAGGCUAUUCCAAAGUGGAAGCAAGCCAAUUUGAAAAAGAAAGCAGGAAUAUUUUAGUUAAGCACAAUAAAUUGAUUCCCGUAAGAUACAUAGAACCUUAAAUGCUACAAUCAAAUUUCAGUACCUAAUUUUAAUAUUGAUUUUUACUAGCUGUGUGAAAACAUGCCUCCAGAAUGUCUAUUAUUUAUACUAAAUAUGAUAAUGAUAGCUUUUAUAUUCAAUUCUAAAAUAGGUAUUAGGGGCGUGCUGAGAAUUUUGAAUAUUUUUUUAAAUAUGUCUACUUUCAAUUCAAAUACCAAAUUCAGUUUAGUGGUUACUUAAACUGGCAUAAACUGAUUUUUAUUUUUAUCAAAAUAUCUAUAAUUUAUUAUCUUUCUCAUGAUAAUUGGACAUUUUAAUUGUUUUGAUUAAGGAAUUUUUUAAGUCAUGAUCUUGUAUUUUUGGAACACAAAGUGAAUUGUAAAAAUAGUACAAUUUUUAGAUGGUAGGUUUUUUAGUGUGUGUAAAUUAAGGACAUUGGAAAUUAGAUAUAAGUAUAAUAAGUAGAUUAUAAUAGAUUUGCAGUAAACAUGGUUAUUAUUUGGCUUGUACACAUAAUGUUGAAUGUAAUUCGCUGUUUGAUUUUGUGUUUACAUAGAGUUACUAUAGGAAUACUAGAGAGCUAACACCAAUUCAUUUAAGAUUUAAAACAAGAUAUGCUACCUUUGAAAAAAUUGAAACUGAAUGUCAAAAAGGCAAUUAGAAUGUUUAAGGUUCCAAAAGGCUCAUGUAUUCCCAUAAGAAUACAAAAGGCCACAUUCAAAUAUUUGAUUUACAAAUAUUUGAUGCAUGACAUUUUUCUAUCAAUUCCACCCAAUAUUGAAGUAAAGAGGUUUGAAAAGUAAGAAGUCAAGAGGGGUUAAUAGAGGGCCUCAUCAGGCCUACCAGCCUCUUUCACCACUCAUUUAGAUUGGUGUACGAUGAGUUAUUUGUUGCAUAGUGGCACUCUGCUUUUUGCAGCAUACUCAAAGACUUACCUUAUGCAGAUUUUAUUGUGAAUAUUUAGUUACUUUAGUAUUCUUAUGACUCUGAUUUUUCUCAUUAGUUUGUGUUAUUUCUUUACUCCAAUUACUUAAUAAUGAUACAUGUUGUAUUGCUUGUUGUUUGUUGGUUUAUUAAAUGAUUAUGCCAAA
Molecule: messenger RNA, 3750 nt
Organism: Anneissia japonica
Lineage: Eukaryota; Metazoa; Echinodermata; Crinoidea; Comatulida; Comatulidae
Product: advillin-like
Exons: 24
Coding region: 125-2635 (836 amino acids)
Biological process (GO): barbed-end actin filament capping; actin polymerization or depolymerization; actin filament severing
Cellular component (GO): cytoplasm; actin cytoskeleton
Molecular function (GO): actin filament binding; phosphatidylinositol-4,5-bisphosphate binding
Source: RefSeq, a predicted model, not a curated record